CCGGAUUCGAUUGAUAUGAUUAUCCUAACAUUCCUUUUGUUUUGUGCAACAGUUGUUGCAGAAAAUUCGAUCCAUAUUCAGUAUUUUAGGAGGCCUGAAGAGUAUGGAAUCUUCAAAGUGAUUAUCGAUGGAUCUAGGCAAUGGGAAAGUUAUAUUUAUAUGAAUAGAUCUGCAAAUUUAAGAGAAGAAGAGAUUUAUAAGUUGGUGAAGCCGUUUUUUGAGCAAGAUCCAUCAACAAGACGGUAUGAAUCUUCUUCAAUCACGAGGCAUCUUGGAAAACAGUUUGAGUAUAUUCUGAACAGAUAUACAAUUGAUGAAAUUGCCUUUGAAAACUUAUGCAGCCAGAUGAAGCCCAAGUUUUCUUCAAUUAUUUUAUCUACAACUCAAACACCUAAAAAGAUUAAGUGGGUCGUUGAGCAUCCGAGUGCUCCAUUCACAAUUCCAACUGGAUUCACAAAGAAUAUGGGGAGAGAUGAGUAUCAGAUUGAAAUUGGUGGAAAAGCUAAAUUGGAUGACGAUAACUUUGAUUUCGAAGCAUUGCAAAAUACACAAAAGUUGAUUAUCAAACAGCCAACGGAGUUCAAAAAUGGAGUAAACGGGAAACGACUUUUGAAGUUUUUUGCUCCAGAACUUUACAUGGAGGGGACAAAUGAGAUAGAUUCGGAUAGUUUGAAAGAAUUCGGAAAGGAGUGGCUCGAGGGAGAUCGUAUUGUUCGAAAUUGGGAAAUCCAUCUUUACGACGAAAAACAAUCAGAGAAUCUUUACUUCGAGAAAAAUGGAACAACUCUUCAACUUACUAUUGAGAAUGGUCGUUUUACCGCAUCAACUUAUAAGACGCCGGAAGGUCUCAUUUAUACGUUUACUUCUCUGUGAUAUAAAUUUAAUUUCGGAAUAAAUGAAAGUUAAUG
This is a messenger RNA of Caenorhabditis elegans, 908 nucleotides long. It is a transcript of the gene K08C7.6, whose product is annotated as GLPGLI family protein. The record is from RefSeq and is marked reviewed. Bases 16 to 873 code for a protein of 285 amino acids. The transcript has 6 exons. Lineage: Eukaryota; Metazoa; Nematoda; Chromadorea; Rhabditida; Rhabditidae.